CUAGCCUCUGUCUGUGUUGAGCCGGCAAGGAGGAGGGACCGUGUCGUGUGCUACGUGCAGAUUUGUUCGCCAAAAUCGUAUAGAAAGGAAUCAACCAGCCAGUUCAGAGACCUGCCUUAACACAGACAAAUAAGAUCUAAGGAGAUUUUCGUGUCAAGCUUAAUUGUAGUGGCCAAAGCAUUAUUAAAUGCAAGAUCCUCGUGGUAUUUUGGUUGGUGAAACAUUACCGAUCAAUGAUUGUGCGGCGAGAUUGUUUUUCAUAACAGAGCUGACCAGAAUCGAUUCUCGUGGUUAUCGGGAAGAAAACGGGAGCCGAGAGAUAGACUGGAUAUCCAUGAGCUCCGACUAUCAGCACUACAGUUUCAGAAUGCCGAAUAUAGGGUUCCAAAACCUUCCCCUCAACAUCUACAUUGUGGUCUUUGGCACAGCCAUAUUUGUCUUCAUCCUCAGUCUCCUCUUCUGCUGCUACCUGAUUCGGUUACGGCAUCAGGCACACAAGGAGCUCUAUGCAUACAAACAGGUUAUACAGAAGGAAAAGGUCAAAGAACUAAAUUUGCAUGAGAUCUGUGCGGUGUGCUUGGAGGAAUUCAAACAGAAAGAUGAACUGGGGAUCUGCCCUUGUAAACAUGCCUUUCAUAGGAAGUGCCUCAUUAAGUGGCUGGAGGUGAGGAAGGUGUGCCCGCUGUGCAACAUGCCCGUCUUACAGCUGGCACAGCAGCAGGGCAGCUCUGAGCCGCAGGGCCCCAUGCAGCAGCCUCUACCGGGGGUGGAGAACCUGGUGUAGCGCCACCGCUGCUGCCGCCACCACCACCACCACCACCACCACCCAUCCCCGCUGCCACGUGCUCCGCCUCCCUCCCCCUGCUCCCACGAGACCUGACCCUGCCACACUCACUCGCCCACUCACCUGUACAGGUACACGUGCACACAGCCCGGGACAGACGCAGGAGAACUCCUGUUUCUAUGCAGCGUCAUCCGAGCUGCUGAAAUCCCACCACCUGACUCGUUGCUCUGCCCAUGUGGGUUCACACACACACACACACACACACACACACGAACACAAAUACAAACACACUAACGACAAAAGACAAAGAAGAAACAAAAGAGGAAUUCACUAUUUAUGAAUAUUCAUGACUCUUCUCCACCUGCGUUCCGUUUCAGUUUUCUUCCCUUUUUUUUCUCUGCGGCCAAGUGGUGGUCAGUCUGACUGUUUUCACAACCAAAGCACUUUUCUGGGGACACCAGCACAAGAAGACUAGAAAACAAGAGAACUAAAACAACAAAAGAACAAAACCGCAGACUACAAAACUACAUAUUAAAAAUGGAAAACGGCUGCAUUUUUAAUGAACGUUUUUUUAACAAGCACUUUAUGAGAACUCAACCUUAAUUGCUUGUGAAGGUAGUAGCAAGGUCAUAUUUUAUAUUUUAUUACAAUUGAUUAAUUGUAUUACUUUUUUCUUUUAUUUUUCUUUAGUUAUUGUGUACAGAGCCACAUCAGUUUGGUUUUGGUUAGUUGGGACAUUGAUUUAAAGAAGCAAAGAUACAUUUAUAUAAACAUAUUAUUGAUAAUCUCAAAGGGAUACUAACCUCCCGAUGGAAAGAGCAGGAAGUAGGAUUUAGAACACUUAUGGGUGGUCUCAUGCACAAAUACACACAGUUGAUGUGUGUGUUUGUGUUUGAGUAUGCAAAGUUUUAGGCCAGGCUGACCCUGAGGCAGACCAUCUAAAUGUGAAUGUGAAGUAUUUAGGAGAGACAGCUGGUCAGCAUGUCACUGACUGACCCCAGAUGUAACGUUACACUAGCAUGCCUGUGCUGACAUCUGCAGCCUGGUGUGUGUUUAUGUGUGAGUGUACAUGUGUCUCAUGUGAAGGAUGUGCUACGUGCUACCAUUGAGCACAAACUGACCCAAGCUGCCUUUAGGCUGCUCGGCCCUCUGUGGAAACUCCCUCUCCUCCGAACACAUCAGAGAAGUGCAGCAGCACUCAUGGGUGCUGGUGGCUCUUGAGUAUGGUUAGUUUCGGUACAAAGCAUCUCUACAAAGCAUCUCUAAUCUCUUCCUAUAAGAGGCCAAACAGGAAGAGCAGGACCCUAAUGUCUGUGGUGCUAACAGCAGCAGGUCACCAACCUCCCCAACAGCGACAGGGUUAGUCAAAUUGUUUGACAGAAAGAUCAUGUUAAAACAACAAAAGUUGCCUCAUCUGGCUUUUGAUUUCAGGAGAAAACUGCUGGUGCUAUGGACAUGUCACUCAAAUACUCAACUAUCAGCCUCUUGUCUCACAGCAUCAGGAUCAUCCUGGAGCACUGUUGCCAUUUCUGUCUCAGCCAAUGUGAUCUGGUUAUUUACUACAUCUCUAUUUAAUAUCACACUUACUCCUGAAUUUGGGCUUUUUGGUGAUCCCUGUGGACAGAGCCCUAUAUGGGGCUGUGGUCUGUUUAAAGCUGUGUGAGUCCCUAGGAGGACUUCUUUUAGACAGAAGACUGAUUGUAGGUGUCAGGCCCUGUGACAUUCCAGCCGAGCUCAGCAUAUCAGCGGGCUUGUGCGGCCCUCCUGGGGCUCUUUGUGUGGGCCCCGGUACAAAGGGCCACUGGCCCAGUUCUCAAUGGGCCCUGGCUCAGCCUGCACGUCCGUGACGUCGGCCCCUCUGUGUGGCUCGGUGCCGAGCCUGUGGAGGCUGCGGUCAGCAGGUGAGGCAGCGUUUUAAUUCUCCCCAGAGAAUAGCUGCCUUUCUGAGCCCUUAUUCUGGCUCAUUCCCCUCUCUGCUACUGCUUUUGUGUACCUCCACGCCCGCCCCUCUACCAACAGGGUCCUUUGUGUUGGCCUCUCGUUACGGCGGCCUCAUUCCCUGCCAGCACAGAGCUGGUGUGGACGAAAGCGCACGUUUUUGGUACGAAGUGUUUCAGGUGCUCUUUUUUGUCAUCAGAGAGUCAGAGGGGAGAGUAGACUAGAUUGUAAUCACCUUUGUGCAUAAUGGCCUGUCAUUUGCCUCUGAAUGAACAAGCAUGAGAUUAUGAUAAGAUCAUAAGCUUCUCCUUUUAGUGACACUAUGUUACACUUCACUAGUUGACUGGUUCGAAAGUGUAAUCUGUCUUAAUAGGUGGGUUUGUUUUUUUGUGUCUUCUCUGAUGUAGAUGCCUUCCUCUAGACAGGCAUUCUCACUGCCAAACAUUGCAUUUAGGUGAGAUGGCCCUUCUCCUUAGAUAGCCUGAGCUUAAAGAAAGAUCUCUACAGUGAGUCCUUAUAUACCACAUAAGGUUGAGGGAUUGCAGAAUAUACCUAGGAAAGCCAAACUGUAUCCAUACAAGCUCCAUUGUACUCAUUGACAUGAUUUGUAUGUGACUACAAAAUAAUGUCUUUUAUGUUUCUGGGUGCAGGUUGUGAAUUGGAGCUUUGUGCGUUACUGAUGUAUGUGCUUGUGUCAUGUGUUUUGUCCAUGUUUGUGAAGCAACGUACACUGUGGUGGAUUGUGGACUGGGAAAAUUGUAAACCUAAAGAAGACACAUGAUGGGAUUGUUUGGUACAUUUUCACUUCCCUUCCAUUUUCACUUUUGCUAUAACACAACACAUGUGUCUCCCCGAAGUCCCCUUGAAGCAAAACCAGGCUUCUGGGAUUUUAUUUUGAGAAACCCAGCACAACUGAAAUCCCAACUGAGUCAUGUGAUUUGAAUUCAAAGUCUUAUUUUUUUUGAAAGUGUCGGUUUGUCACUGAAUGUAUGUUGAGUAAGGUACAACAGAGUAUAAUGAGGAGAGGAUAAUGUGAAUGGCAUGUGACUGUGCCACUGGUCUGACUGUAAACUGCAUAGAGGAGUGAAAGCAGGUGUUGAGUAGGAGUGUAUCCGGUUGGUCCAGCCAUAGCAAAACACACACGGCAUUUGCCACCAAAAUUUGAUCCAAACUAUUCUGAAACUGAUGAUAGGCAGAUAGACAUUUUGAAUUGGUAAAAUUAUGUCCAUUUCCAAUGGCAGUCCUUAAAUGGAUCAAUUGAUGAUCGUUCCACAAAGCCCAUUUGAUUAGCUUUAAAUAGAUAUAAGCAGCUCCCUAGAUAUCAAUGUGUACCAAGAUAACUACAUGUGAUUACCUCAUAAGUGUUUUUGUAAGUGGGGCUGCUUGCCAAUCCUUGGUUGUGUACUAGUGUAGAUAUGAUGGCAAAGUCUUUGAAUUCAUGUUGUCUGUCCAUAAAAUAUAUAUACCCAUGUUGAGCAUA
Alosa sapidissima (American shad) is the source of this 4202-nucleotide messenger RNA. RefSeq names its product ring finger protein 24 (gene rnf24). Lineage: Eukaryota; Metazoa; Chordata; Actinopteri; Clupeiformes; Clupeidae. The record is from RefSeq and is a predicted model, not a curated record. The transcript is spliced from 7 exons. Gene Ontology annotation, cellular component: endomembrane system. Bases 188 to 784 code for a protein of 198 amino acids. Gene Ontology annotation, molecular function: zinc ion binding; ubiquitin protein ligase activity.